Molecule: messenger RNA, 1489 nt
Organism: Haplochromis burtoni (Burton's mouthbrooder)
Lineage: Eukaryota; Metazoa; Chordata; Actinopteri; Cichliformes; Cichlidae
Gene: gip
Product: gastric inhibitory polypeptide
Exons: 5
Coding region: 602-898 (98 amino acids)
Biological process (GO): response to glucose; regulation of fatty acid biosynthetic process; response to starvation
Cellular component (GO): extracellular region
Molecular function (GO): glucagon receptor binding; hormone activity
Source: RefSeq, a predicted model, not a curated record
UGUAGCAUCUGUACCUUACAAUAUAAAGUGCCUCGAGGCAGCUGUUCUUGUGAUUUGGCGUUAUAGAAACAAAAUUUAAAUGAAACUGAAUUAACUAUCUUAAUAUUUGAAAGCAUCCACCCUAUAUAUGAUAGUAAUGGGUCUUCUUUAAGCUAUAAUUUCAGUGUCACUGUGUGAGGGUUGCAAUAGCUGAGGCUAAGGUGUUUUGUGAGAGGAGCAGUAGGUGUCAUUACUUUGGAGAAAGUGUCAUAGAGCAGAGGUUUCUCAUUUUACGAUAAGCAUCAGUCAAACAUCUUCACCGUAUUUUCAACAUGCUUUAAUUUUCACAUUGCCACUUUUUCAUUAGUUUAAUGGCCCACGCAUUUUCCCAUUUAAAGUUUAUUACAUCCCUCUUUAUCAGUAGUCACCUGUGUGUGUAUGUGUUUCAUUAAUGACUUAAUGUGUUGGAACUAAACUGUUUUUGUAGCUUUGGCUCAUAUUAUCUCAGUGGAAACUAUAUAAAAGCCCAUUUUCUGAAAGCAACACAUCGUAGUAAGCAGUCUACAAAUUUCUCUGGAAAUUUUUCCCCUCUGCUUUAAAGACGUUUUAUUCAAAGGUCAUCAUGAAGGCUUUGUUGUUCAAACUUCUGAUCAUCUGCCUGCUGGGAGCCCUGCAUGCAAAACCAGAAGAGAUGGCUGAAGACGAGCAGAACCUGAGGAAGAGGUACGCUGAGUCUACCAUCGCCAGCGAAUUCAGCAAAAUCAUGGAUUCAAUGGUGCAGAAAAACUUUAUCAAGUUCCUGCUCAGCCAAAGGCAGAAGAAAACCAAGCCUGCUGAUGCUGGGAAGGAUUUAGAGGAACAUCAGUACAACGACUUGCUGAAGCUCAGCCUGCAGGAGAAGCAGGGGAGAAACAUUUAGGCUGUGAGGAUCCAGAAGGAUGCAGUGGCACUGUGGAGACCUCAUCUCAACUCUUCUUCAUCUUUAACUCUGUGAUGGACAAUCUGUAGGUCUACUAGUGUAAAACUGUGAAUAUUUGUCCCGUGCAAAAGCUCUAUUUGUGUAAUGCAGUCUUCACAUAAAUGAAUAAAGUUAUUAUCUAAAAAUCACUGAAUUGUACUUCUCAGAGUCUUUGAACCUGAAAUACUGGAGAUAGUAUAACUAUAACACCCUGAUAACUGUUGCUCCGUUUCAAAAUAAUUGUAGUCCUAAAUCAAUCAACACACUACUAAUAUCACGCUGUAACUCUUUACACUGCAAAACCUGUCACCUAACACCUGCUGGUUGUUUUUCCCCCACGUUAUUCAAUAAAUUAUAUUUUUUCUGUUUUAUUAAAUGACAUAUAUUUUAUUUUCUAUGUUCAUUAAAACAUCAUUAAAAAUAAAUAUGUGUGUGUGAACUUGAAAUGAAGCUGGUAAUCUGUACGGUGUAUUCUUUCUACAUAUUAUUAUAUUGUAUUGCUUUUAGAGUUUUACUUAUUUAGGGUCCUUAUUUUUUUUUUUUAUUAUUUUG